AUGGUUAGAAAACAAGCCUUGAACAGUUCUAGACCUGGAAGGCCUCCUAAGAGGACUCAAAGUGUCACCUCCCCAGAGAAUUCUCAUAUCAUGCCACAUUCUGUCCCAGGCCUAAUGUCUCCUGGAAUCAUCCCGCCAACAGCUGCCACCAACGCCGCCAUAGCAGAAGCAAUGAAAGUGAAAAAAAUUAAAUUGGAAGCUAUGUCCAACUAUCAUGCAAAUAAUAACCAGCAUGGAGCAGACUCUGAAAAUGGAGAUCUGAAUUCAAGUGUUGGCAGCAGUGAUGGUUCUUGGGAUAAAGAAAAACUUCAGUCUCCCCCCACCCAAGGAUCACAGGCCUCUGUUAACCACCCCAACUUGCCUGGACAGCAUAAUGUUCCAGUUAGCCAUCCUCUCAACCCUCUUCAACAGAACCACCUUCUGCCAAAUGGAUUGGAACUUCCUUUUAUGAUGAUGCCCCACCCCUUAAUUCCUGUGAGCCUACCUCCAGCAUCUGUCACGAUGGCAAUGAGCCAGAUGAAUCACCUUAGCACCAUCGCCAACAUGGCGGCAGCAGCACAAGUGCAGAGUCCUCCAUCCAGAGUUGAGACAUCUGUUAUUAAGGAACGUGUUCCAGACAGUCCUUCUCCUGCUCCUUCUCUUGAAGAGGGCCGAAGACCUGGCAGCCAUCCAUCCUCUCAUCGAAGCAGCAGUGUGUCCAGCUCUCCUGCACGGACCGAGAGUUCUUCAGACAGAAUCCAUGAGACCCCGCUCUCCACACCAACCGCAAGAGACAGCCUUGACAAACUUUCUCUAACUGGGCAUGGGCAACCACUACCUCCGGGUUUUCCAUCUCCUUUUCUAUUCCCUGAUGGAUUGUCCUCCAUAGAGACCCUUCUGACUAACAUCCAGGGUCUACUAAAGGUUGCUAUAGACAAUGCCAGAGCUCAAGAGAAACAGGUCCAACUGGAAAAGACAGAGCUGAAGAUGGAGCUCUUCAGGGAACGAGAACUGAGGGAAACACUUGAAAAACAGUUGGCUGUGGAGCAGAAGAACAGAGCAAUAAUUCAGAAAAGGCUAAAGAAGGAAAAGAAGGCAAAGAGGAAAUUACAGGAAGCACUUGAAUUUGAGACUAAACGACGGGAGCAAGCAGAACAGACACUGAAACAGGCAGCUUCAACAGAUAGUCUCAGGGUCCUAAAUGACUCUCUGACCCCAGAGAUAGAAGCUGACCGCAGCGGGGGCAGAACAGAUGCUGAAAGGACAAUACAAGAUGGAAGACUUUAUUUGAAAACUACUGUCAUGUAUUGAAUUUUUCCUGCUGAAGAUACCUGUGCUACGGUAAAGAACUUUGCAGUAAGACAUUGGCUCAUAAGGAGUUCUGUGGAAACAAAGCGUUUUCAAGGCGACUUCCUCAACUUCAUUUAUCAAUGUUCUUCAAAAAUGUAAAGAAUUCUGCAAGAGUGUCCUCCUUUGGUUGUCUCCUGUGGCUCGACCCGGAGACCUAGAGAAUGUUUGUAAAUGUACAGUAGCACUCUUCUUACAGUGAAAAUCUGCAUCUCUGCGCCAGACUAUUGUAUCCAAAAUUACAGGCGGGUCAGAACAAGGCUGAGUAUUCCCUUUUUCAAGGAAUGCAGACUCUGUCCUCCUCUGAUGAUUCUAUAUUUGAGCACAUCAAAUGAUCCUUCCAGCGGUGUCCAAGUACACUUACAGACUGUUAUAUCAUACCGAAACCAGCAAGACAGCUCAGAAAUGAACUUCUAGAGGGCAUAAGAGGAUUCUUAUUAAAAAAAAAAAAGGAAAAAAA
Messenger RNA from Haliaeetus leucocephalus (bald eagle), 1786 nucleotides. RefSeq names its product dachshund family transcription factor 1 (gene DACH1). Lineage: Eukaryota; Metazoa; Chordata; Aves; Accipitriformes; Accipitridae. The transcript has 11 exons. Bases 1 to 1290 code for a protein of 429 amino acids. The record is from RefSeq and is a predicted model, not a curated record.